AUGGAAGUAGAUAAAAAACGGAUAUUAAUCAGAGGGUUGACGGCAAAUCCUAAGUACAUACCUUCUUGGUACAUCUACGAUGAGACUGGAUCAAAACUUCACCACAUCUUUGCGACAGAAAAUCCUAACUAUUAUUUAACAGAAAGCCAGGUGUCUGUACUUCAAAACAAUAUACAGGAAAUAAUUCCCCGUCUUCCUUACGAAAUAAAAUUGGUUGACCUAGGAUGCGGAAACUGCUCUAAAACAAGGCAUAUUAUAGACGAUAUACUGAAACGACAACACCAACUGUCGUUUUACCCUGUAGAUGUGUCUGAAGAUUUUCUGAUGACGUCAGCAAGGGAACUGAAAGAGGAAUAUGGCGAUUCUCUUCUUCUUUCACCUAUAGCUAAGGACUACAUAAGAGCAAUAGAAGAACUGAAAAAGGUAGAAGGGCCCAAGAUUAUCUUGUGGAUUGGUAGCAUCUCCAACCUGACAUAUACAGACCAGGUGACCAUUCUGAGGAUGAUUUCUACCAUGAUGUCAGACAAAUGUCGACUGCUGUUCAGCGCUGAUAUCACACAAGAUAAAGAGGCUAUUAUCAAGGCUUAUAAUGACGAUACAGGACUGACACGGGAAUUCAUUCAAAAUGCUGCUGUCCGGCUGAACAAAGAAACCGGAAGUCAGAUCGACUUGGCUAGAUUCACAUAUGAGGUGGACUUUAUUUGCGACAAAACUCCGCAAUCUUUGAGCUAUGUAAGGGCUUACAUCAAGGCUAAAGAAAGCAUCCAGGAUCCGAUACCUGGACUUGGUAUUGACCUGGUAAUUGAGAAAGGAGGAAGACUUUAUUUCCACGAGGGAGAUGGAUUCAGUAAUAAAUAUACCCUUGAACAACUUCGGAACAUUGUCGAGAAAUCCGGUCUCCAACUGGCAGACAGCUGGACAGAUGACCAGAAGCAUGCAGUAUUCUGUUCGUGUACAACUGCAACUUAA
This is a messenger RNA of Pecten maximus, 969 nucleotides long. RefSeq names its product histidine N-alpha-methyltransferase-like. Gene Ontology annotation, molecular function: methyltransferase activity. The transcript is spliced from 7 exons. Bases 1 to 969 code for a protein of 322 amino acids. The record is from RefSeq and is a predicted model, not a curated record. Lineage: Eukaryota; Metazoa; Mollusca; Bivalvia; Pectinida; Pectinidae.